This is a messenger RNA of Ostertagia ostertagi, 1131 nucleotides long. The record is from the annotation of a GenBank genome assembly. NCBI's taxonomy places the organism in Eukaryota, Metazoa, Nematoda, Chromadorea, Rhabditida, Trichostrongylidae.
GAUCUGGAACUUGCGGUACCAGGAACAUACGAUCCUUCUCAACCAGUGGUUGGAAUCGCUUCAAUUGGCACUCAUCUUCAAGUGAUUAGCAGUAAGCAAAGGCCAAGAAAAAUGACUAUACGCGGUAGUAAUGGUCGAGAGUACGCGUUUCUGCUGAAAGGGCACGAAGAUCCGCGCCAAGAUGAACGGGUUAUGCAGUUGUUCGGGCUCAUCAAUACACUGCUAGUGAAUAAUGCUGAGACAUGUCGGCGGAAUCUUACUAUACAAAGGUACUCCAUAGUCGCACUUAGCCAUAAUUCGGGUCUGAUCGGAUGGGUGCCAGAUUGCGACACAUUGCACUCUCUUGUGCGGGAUUACAGGGACAAGAAGAAGAUUUCUCUAUCGCUUGAGCAUAAAGUGAUGCAGUCAUUAGCACAGGAUACGGAGCAGGUUACUUUGAUGCAGAAGGUGCAACUUUUCGAAAGAGCCCUCGCGUCAACCACAGGAGAUGAUUUACAACAAAUUCUGUGGUUAAAAAGUCCAAGUUCUGAAGUGUGGUUUGAUCGUCGAACAAACUAUACGAGAUCUAUGGCAUGUAUGUCGAUGGUUGGGUACAUCCUGGGAUUAGGUGACAGGCAUCCUUCUAAUCUAAUGCUAGAUCGACUCACUGGGAAAAUUGUACACAUUGACUUUGGUGAUUGCUUCGAUGUGGCAAUGACUAGAGAGAAGUUCCCAGAGAAAAUACCGUUCAGGCUCACACGUAUGCUAGUGAAGGCUAUGGAAGUGACAGGUAUUGAGGGGAACUAUCGUUUCACAUGUGAACGUGUGCUACGAUUGUUGCGAGCGAAUCGUGAGAGUUUACUUGCCGUUCUUGAAGCAUUCGUCUAUGAUCCAGUAAUCAGUUGGCGAUUAUUGGAAGGAACAAAGCGUGUGCCUGGUGAGAAGCAUGACGUUACCAGGAGAAAGACGCUGCAGGAAGCUCCACGAAUCGUAAGAGAACGUGUUAUUGAUAGGAUCAAGCACAAGCUAGCCGGUAGCGAGUUCGGUACAGGAGAAGUGGAUGUGCAAGAACAAAUUGAUCGACUCGUGGAACAAGCGACACUUCAUGAGAACCUUUGCCAAUGCUACAUAGGAUGGUGCCCAUUCUGGUAG